UGUGCUAGCUAAGCGACAAGGCACAACUAAUAGCGACACUGAGUCCGAUACUGAUAAAUUUACAUUUAGAGAUGAAUUUCACACUGAAGAGAAAGAACCAUUAUGUGAUCUUUGUGGUGAAAGAUUCAGUGUAAAAUCAGAUUUAGUGAAACAUGUCAUAGAUCAUAUCCACAGACCUCCGAGCAUGGAGCAGGAAGGCGGUGCGCAGGGCAAUGCAUUUGCUGGUCAGUGCCAGCAAGAGCAGGAGCGGGCUUUAUGCCGAAAAUACGCGAUCCAGGACUGCCGCGUGCGCCUCGAACGGCUCCGAAACCAAGAGGCUCUUGCCGCCAACGACACGCAACACACGGAUACGGAAAUGGAUGCGGAGGAUAUACUCACUAGAGUUGACAAUGGGAAACCGACUUGUGAUUUUUGUGGAGAUAGUUUUGCUCUGAGAUCAGAUUUGGAUCAACAUAUCAUGACUCAUAUUCAUAUACCGACCGCACAGCGUUCACAAGACCCGAGUCCGGACAAGAAAUCGGACACUGAAGAGAAAAACAUCGACAUUGACUGUGAGAACGAACCUACUUGUGAAUUUUGUGGCGAAAAAUUUGCUCUAGACUCAGACUUGAUGAAACAUGUUAUGAAACAUAUAGAUGUAGAUCGCACAGAACAAUUGUAUGAAAAGUCAGGAGUUCAUAUGUAUGAGUGUGACAUUUGCGGCGGCAUAUUUCAUCAAAAAAAUACCUUAAAAAUUCAUAUAGAAACACACUCAACGCAGUCAAAGUCUAUGGACUCUAAAUGCGAUAACAUAGGAGAAAAACCUUACUGUUGCGAAAUAUGUGCAGAGCGUUUCCGAAGUAGAUACCAAUUGAAUAAACAUAGUAGAGUUCACCCUAAUAUUUAUGCAUAUUAUUGUGACGUAUGCAAAAAACGAUUUAAAACUGCGUAUCAUUUUAAAAGACAUACAAGGAUACCUUGUGACGUACGACCAUAUUCGUGCGACGUAUGCGGAAAAAGAUUUAAUUUUCAGAGUGGUUUAAAUAGACAUACAGGGAUUCAUAGUGUCAUAAAACCAUAUUCAUGUGAUGUAUGCAGCGAAGGAUUUGUGACUAUGUAUGGUUUAAAACGACAUACACUUGUUCAUGCUGCCAUAAGACCAUAUUCGUGUGAUGUGUGUAAAAAACGAUUUAAAACUGACGCUUAUUUAAAACUACAUAUGCUGUUACACAGUAGUGAUAUAAGACCAUAUUCGUGUGAUGUGUGUAGAAAACGAUUUAAAACUUACGCUUAUUUAAAACGACAUAUGCUGUUCCACAGUGAUAUAAGGCCAUAUUCGUGUGAUGUGUGUAAAAAACGAUUUAAAACUGACGCUUAUUUAAAACUACAUAUGCUGUUACACAGUGAUAUAAGACCAUAUUCGUGUGAUGUGUGUAAAAAACGAUUUAAAACUGACGCUUAUUUAAAACUACAUAUGCUGUUCCACAGUGAUAUAAGGCCAUAUUCGUGUGAUGUGUGUAAAAAACGAUUUAGAAGAAAGUCUAAUUUAAACAGUCAUACUCGGAUUCAUAGAAAUAUUAAAACAAAUGAAAAAACUAUUCUGUCAUAGACACAGCCGCAAUAGUUGACGAUGUGAAACGUGCGAACUACCGCUAUCGAGAAAGCCGUAGGCUGAGAUCCACGCAGAGCUGAAGUCAGUGCUCAAACUGGCUCAAACACAGAAUAACAUUUAGUGUAAGUAAGUAAGUAAGAACUUUUUUUGCAAACCAUGGUAUUUACAUAGAAUUCAAAAAUAUGUGGAUACACAUGGACCCCGUUGGUGUGUAGCAAUUUUCCUUAUAACUAGUUUCUAUAAUAUACACAAUUUCACACUAACUUAAGGAGCUUUUAUGAUAAAAGUCAUAGUAUAAUAAGCACAGAUAUAAUAAGUAUAUAUUAAGGAAUGCAUUAUGUCUAUUCUAGCCUAUGUCUAGACUAGACGUAGGCUAGACUAGAGUUUACAGGGUCAGGUGUACUGGUGAAUGAAGGUCAAACUUUGCACUGCUGAAUGUAAAAGCGCGCUACGCACGCUUGUACGGCGGGCUGCGCCCGGCUCUACAGGGUCAAGUUUACUGCUGAUAGAGAUGGGCCGAAUACGAAUAUUCGGCCGUACAUUCGGUUCAACUGUUACCGAACUGAACAUUCGGCCGAAUAUUCGGUUCCGCCAAAUUUGAAAUCCUGGCUUAGAGUUAAAAACUUUUCAAUGAUUGGUAAUGGGUACUAAGGCUCUUAAUGUUCC
Messenger RNA from Leguminivora glycinivorella, 2257 nucleotides. Its product is annotated as zinc finger protein 235-like. Lineage: Eukaryota; Metazoa; Arthropoda; Insecta; Lepidoptera; Tortricidae. The record is from RefSeq and is a predicted model, not a curated record. The transcript has 2 exons. Bases 185 to 1588 code for a protein of 467 amino acids.